CAGCCUUUUUUUUCGCCCAAGAGUUGAGCCAAGUCUAUUUGACUUUUGUUUUAUUUUUUCCUUCCGUGUUCUUACUUCUUGCGAACGUCAAAGACGGCAAUGGCAAGUCCAAGAACAGAGAACGCAACUUCCAUCUACGACUUCACUGUCAAGGAUGCCGCAGGAAAUGAUGUUAAUCUUAGCACUUACAGGGGGAAAGUACUUCUGAUAGUAAAUGUUGCCUCAAAAUGUGGGAUGACCAAUUCAAAUUACGCAGAGCUGAAUCAAUUAUAUGAGAAGUACAAAGAUCAAGGCUUAGAGAUACUUGCAUUUCCAUGCAAUCAGUUUGGUGAGGAAGAACCCGGAAGUAAUGAUCAGAUUGUAGAGUUUGUCUGCACUCGCUUCAAAUCAGAGUUCCCUGUAUUUGGCAAGACCGAAGUAAAUGGUAACAACUCUGCUCCAUUGUACAAAUUCUUGAAGUCAGCCAAAUGGGGAAUCUUAGGGGAUGACAUUCAGUGGAAUUUUGCCAAGUUUUUGGUUGAUAGAAAUGGACAAGUUGUCGAUCGCUAUUACCCCACCACAUCUCCUUUGAGCCUCGAGUAUGACAUAAAGAAGCUGUUGGCUGUUGCAUGAUUGUUGCAGAGAUGAAGGCUGUCAUUGCAGUGUGACAUAAAGAAGCUGUUGGCUAUUGCAUGAUUGUUGUCAUUGCAGGCUUGUCAGUGUCCUUGUACAACUUAAAACCACUUUAUCUUUGCUCCUCUUAACAGUUUUUGUGAUGUAUCAGCCUAACGAGUCCGGGACACCCUUAUAAAUUACAAAAUAUGAAAGAUAAGUUCUAUUUUGUAUAAUUGGCAACCUUGAAAAUUAAUCCAUCCAGUGACAUUAUUACUUGUCA
Tripterygium wilfordii is the source of this 874-nucleotide messenger RNA. Its product is annotated as probable glutathione peroxidase 8. NCBI's taxonomy places the organism in Eukaryota, Viridiplantae, Streptophyta, Magnoliopsida, Celastrales, Celastraceae. Gene Ontology annotation, molecular function: glutathione peroxidase activity. The transcript is spliced from 6 exons. The record is from RefSeq and is a predicted model, not a curated record. Gene Ontology annotation, biological process: response to oxidative stress. Bases 100 to 612 code for a protein of 170 amino acids.